CAACGUGUUUCAGCACAAACUGAAGAUUUGUUUUCAAUAUUCUUAUAUUUUGGGAUUUUUCCGAAUUUAAAAAUGGUUUUAGCAGACCUCGGUAGAAAGAUAACCUCAGCGUUGCGUUCACUGAGCAAUGCAACUAUUAUAAACAAGGAGGUGUUAGAUUCAAUGUUAAAGGAAAUAUGUGCAGCUCUUCUGGAGGGUGAUGUUAACAUUAAACUAGUGAAACAGUUGAGGGAAAAUGUACGAUCAGUCAUUGAUUUUGAUGACAUGGCUGGGGGAUUGAAUAAACGAAGAAUAAUACAGUCAGCAGUUUUUAAGGAACUAAUAAAGCUUGUUGAUCCUGGUGUCAAGGCUUAUCAACCUACCAAAGGCAAGUCCAACAUUAUCAUGUUUGUUGGUCUACAGGGGAGUGGUAAAACUACCACAUGUACCAAGCUAGCAUACUACUAUCAGAAGAAAGGUUGGAAGACAAGUCUGGUGUGUGCUGACACAUUUCGAGCUGGUGCCUUUGAUCAGUUAAAACAGAAUGCUACAAAAGCAAGGAUUCCCUUUUAUGGAAGUUAUACAGAGGUAGAUCCAGUUGUUAUAGCUCAGGAUGGAGUAGAAAAGUUUAAAAAUGAGGGGUUUGAAAUUAUAAUAGUUGACACCAGUGGUCGUCACAAACAAGAAGAUUCUUUGUUUGAGGAAAUGCUACAAGUGUCUAUUGCUGUGGGUAUCUCACAUUCGACAGGGUCUUUACCACAGAGUUCAGGUGCUGAUGACCUGUCGGGAGAUUUAUCUGUGUUUAUUCGCAGGGAGAUAGAACGUUAUAUGGGUCAACCUCUAUCUCCAGACAAUGCCCUACUUCCUCCUGAACCUGUGGAACCUGGACAGCUGAUGACGACUUUGAUUGCCUGUCCGGAAUUGUCCAGACUUCAGAAACAGUUUGAAGAGAAAUAUUUAUUUGAUGAUAACCCAGAAAACCACGAGAAGAACGUGAACAACUUCACAGAAACAGUGAAUAAAAUGGGAAAUUUAUUCUUGGACGAUUUCCCAGAGUUAUUGACACUUGACAGCCGCACCUGUGUGGACAAAUCCGUCGUUGAUGCGCUGCUUAUUCUGGAGGACACAAGCUGUCUACAGUAUAAGGACUUCGAUAAUGAUCGAUAA
Molecule: messenger RNA, 1146 nt
Organism: Limulus polyphemus (Atlantic horseshoe crab)
Lineage: Eukaryota; Metazoa; Arthropoda; Merostomata; Xiphosura; Limulidae
Product: signal recognition particle 54 kDa protein-like
Exons: 8
Coding region: 73-1146 (357 amino acids)
Biological process (GO): SRP-dependent cotranslational protein targeting to membrane; SRP-dependent cotranslational protein targeting to membrane, translocation
Cellular component (GO): cytosol; signal recognition particle, endoplasmic reticulum targeting
Molecular function (GO): GTP binding; GTPase activity; ATP hydrolysis activity
Source: RefSeq, a predicted model, not a curated record